CUUUGUCACUGAGCCGAGGCGUGGAUCUUCGAUAGGGGCUUUGUCGUGUGCGGAGAAAAAGGAGGAGUUUUGGCGGAAAAAUCCCCGGCGAACACACGCACCAAUGCCGCGGAGGAAACAAGAGGCGCCCAAGCGCGCGACAGCUUAUUCUCCCGAGGAGCUGACAAAGCACCCUGCAGAGGAUGAGGACGCGGAAGGAGGCGACCUGCCCUCAGCUCCUCAGGAUGACCUUCCCAUGAAAGAUGAGAUUGUAGAGGAAAGCGUCGGUCCUGCCAAGGACCAAACAUGUGACCAGGAAUCAGCAGGAGCUGCAGAGCUGUCAGGACAAGAGAUGGACAGCGAGUCACAUGUAAGCGAGAUCAGUGAUUGUCUUUCAGACUUUGACAGUCCCUCUCAAAAAACUGAAGGAAACUUGGUCACAGCGCCUCUAAAUGGCGACACUAAAACACCCCCUAUAGGUAUGGACACCUUAGAACACAUGAAGGCCAUUUACUCCAGCUUCCUGACCAGUCCCCUUUGGACACCUAUGAAUUUCAACACAAAACAAACACAGGUGCCCCCAUCGGCAUCGACGGAAAAGCCGACUCGCAGCAACAGCACUAGUAGCAGUAGUAGCUGCAGCAGCAGCAGCUAUGACUGGCAUCAGUCUGCAGUGGCAAAGACACUUCAACAGAAUCCUACCCAGAGUCGUCACACUGCCCAACCUGAGCCUAGCCUCUUCAGCACAGUCCAGCUCCACAGGCAAAACCCAAAGUUGUUUGGUUCAAUCUUUACUGGGGCCAGCAAGUUCCGCUGUAAGGGCUGUAGUGCCGCUUAUGACACACUGGUUGAACUGACUGUUCAUAUGAACGAUACAGGCCAUUACCGUGAUGAUAACCAGGAUAAGACGGGAAGUGGUUCAAAGCGCUGGUCCAAGCCCCGUAAACGGUCACUUUUGGAAAUGGAGGGAAAGGAGGAUGCCCAGAAAGUUCUAAAGUGCAUGUACUGUGGUCACUCCUUUGAAUCUCUUCAGGACCUUAGUGUCCACAUGAUCAAGACCAAACACUACCAGAAAGUGCCUCUUAAGGAGCCCUUAACCCCUGUAGCUACAAAAAUUAUGUCUUCUAAGAAAAGAGGACUCGUUGGUUUAGAUCUGACCCCCUCACAACGUUCUAGAGAAGGAACCCCCAAAACUAAGCACUCACAUUCAGACAGAAAUGAACCCUCUCCAAAACGAUCCUCCAGCCCCUACACAACCUCUAGUAACCGAUACGCUCACCAGAAUGGUGCUAGCUAUGCUUGCCAAUUUGAAUCCAACAAAUUUCAGAUCCUCAAAUGUAUGGAAUGUGGGAGUUCACACAAUACUUUGCAAGAGCUGAGGACCCACAUGAUGGUGACAGGACACUUUCUGAGAGUGACCAGCUCUGUGGGUAAGAGAGGAAAACCGCUCCCUGAGGCCACCUCCCCCAACCCUGUGAGAGUAACCACACCUACAGAACCAAGAGUCCAGUCCGUCCCACUGGCACCCUCCACCUUCUCUCCUCCACCUCUUCAAACCACUACAACUCCUCCUGCCAUCUCUCCUCCUAUCAAAGAGAUCAAACGGGAGGAGGUUGAGGAGGAGUGUACAAAGCAAGAGGCUCCUGGAAAUGAAAAACAAGUUGUGGUUUCAGUCAGGAAGGAGGAAGAUUCGGAGGAGGAAAAAUAUGAUAUAUCAAAGUACAGCUAUCUUACUGAAGAGGACUUGAAGGAGAGUCCUAAAGGAGGCUUGGAUAUUCUCAAAUCAUUAGAAAACACAGUAACUUCAGCUAUCAACAAGGCCCAGAGUGGGAAUCCGAGCUGGGGCGGCUAUCCUAGUAUCCAUGCAGCCUACCAGUUCCCUAGUGCCAUGAAGCUCCAACAGGGUAGCAUCGAAAAGAACUCCCCGAUGAAGUUCUUAUUUAACGGCAGUGAUGGAGUGUUGUCCUCCCUUGCCAACAACCAGCCACUAAUUAGCCCACCGCUUACACAGUCUUCACCCUUUCCCAGCAACAACUUCCAGGCAAUGGAGGACUUAGUGAAAAAAGUGACUGAGAAAGUAGCAAAAGUAGAGCAAAGAGUGAAGCGAUUGUCUCCCAACAAGGACAACCAUCUCUCCCCCUCCAAAAGUGAGGCUGGAGGAUUGCAUAAGGGUGAGGAGGCUGACUCACCUAGGGAAUUAAGGGCAGUCACCCCAGCCUGUAGCGACAGGGGAAUCCAUAGCGACCGAGCAUCCCCGGCAACAGAACCCAAGAGAGAGACAGCAGUCAAAUCCCCGCAUGCCUCCGCUUUAACAUGUAGCACCGCCAUUAUCACUGGCCAUACUCCUCCAGAGCAGCCCUUUGUCAAUCCUCUAAGUGCUCUUCAGUCAGUAAUGAGCAUUCAUUUGGGGAAAGCAGCCAAGCCCUCCUUGCCAAACCAAGAUCCCCUGAGCCUGCUUUCCAGGUUCAGUCAGAGCAUGGCAGAGAGAGCCGCUGUGGCGGCCCCUCCCCCACAGAGCAAAAAGUCCCAAACUGUUGUUGACAAUAAUUUUUGUCAGACCAGUGAUGACCAACCUAUGGACCUCACAAAAGGGAAAAGUGAAUCUGUAGCCUCUGCCCCCUUAACGCCUUCUUCCACUGCUUCCUCCAUCUCGCCCUCAUCUUUUGUCACCCCCGCACAGCUAACAGUGGUUUCUCCUUAUACAUCAAACAGCCCUUUGCACGAGAACGCCCUGUCUGAUAUCUCAGACAUGCUGAGGAACCUGACACAGUCCCAGCCUGUCCCAAAACCUGUCUCUCGAUCACGGAUGACAGAUAAAGUUGAGGGUCUGGUCUCUACCUGCGAUGAUGAUGACGUAUCCCUGCAUGGCCACAAACGCAAGGGGCGCCACUCCAGCUGGAACCCUCAACACCUCCUUCUCCUACAAGCGCAGUUCGCCUCAACUUUGAGGCAGACAUCUGAGGGAAAAUACAUCAUCAAUGAUCUUAGCCCACAGGAAAGAAUGCAUGUCUCUCGUUUUACAGGUCUCUCGAUGACCACCAUUAGCCACUGGCUGGCUAAUGUCAAGUACCAACUACGAAGAACAGGCAGAACUAAGUUCUUGAAGAAUUUGGACUCUGGUCAGCCUGUAUUCUUCUGCAGUGACUGUGCCUCACAGAUCCGGACCCCAGCAGCAUAUGUUGGUCACCUGGAAGCUCACCUUGGCUUUAGAAUCAGGGACCUGGCUAAGCUCUCCCCCAAACAGACUGUCAGGGACUCUCAUACUCUCACCGAGAAGCUUGCACCCGUAGAGUCGUAUGUGUUGCCACAAGAUGACUGCAGUGGUAACGGUGUUGUCUACCGCUGCCAGCUCUGUGUCCGUAAAUUUGCCACUAAGCAUGCCAUCAAACUCCACCUCAGCAAAAGUCAUGGGAAGUCCCCAGAGGACCACUUGUUGUAUGUGUGCGAACUGGAGAAACACUAGUGUGCGGUCAGCAGUUGAAAAACUGGAUGAAGUUCUGUAUACUUUGUUGAAAACAACAAAUAUAAAUUGUGGUAUAAUGCACUAAGAUGCCAAGAACUACUGUUAAAAAUGUCAGCACAAAGAGUUUACGUCUAUUCGGCCUAUAAUGAUUUUGGGUUUCUCUGUAUUUAAAAAAAACUGGUUAAAAUUUACUGUACGUGAACGAUAUUCUGCCCAAUUCUUGUCGUCUAGUUCACUUCACGCUCAUCUUUUGGUGUCGGAAGACAACAAGUACAAACUAAAAGUCAAUAACUCGAAAUGUUUCACCUAUAUCGUAUUUAUUUUAUAUUUUUGUGUUGUUUCUGGUAGACUGCAUGAUCAGCUCUUACAUUUGUACAGUUUUGUCCCGUUCUACCCCAAUUUUAUCAUGCCUCUUCUAAAUUGGUAAUUGUAUCUCCUUAAGACAACCAAAUGCUCGAAAAAGCUCUUUAAAAAAAUUGCCAAACAGCAACAUUUUUAUUUAAAAAAAAAAAAAAAUGCCUAAGUGUAAAUUUUGAUAUUCGAGCUGAUUGUAAACAAACCCCCGUUUGUUUUGUCGUUCACGACUGAAUGAGAGACCUGUAGAAAUGUACAUAUUGUGUAUAUAUGCUUACAACUUGCUGUUUAAAUUAUGCAUACUUGUUAUAUUUCUUAAUUUAAAAGGACUAUGACUAGCCACUGGUGCAGAGCCUUGAAGAAUAAUAAAAGGACAAUGUUUUGCACACUAGUUUUAUAAAUGUUAUUUGAUAAAGAAAAAAACAACUAUGUAAAUGCCUUGUGCUUCUAUUAUUAAACUGAAUUAAUGCUGCAGAAAACCUUUGGUUUGUUU
Nerophis lumbriciformis (worm pipefish) is the source of this 4289-nucleotide messenger RNA. It is a transcript of the gene tshz3a, whose product is annotated as teashirt zinc finger homeobox 3a. Gene Ontology annotation, molecular function: DNA binding; DNA-binding transcription factor activity, RNA polymerase II-specific. Gene Ontology annotation, cellular component: nucleus. NCBI's taxonomy places the organism in Eukaryota, Metazoa, Chordata, Actinopteri, Syngnathiformes, Syngnathidae. Gene Ontology annotation, biological process: regulation of transcription by RNA polymerase II. The record is from RefSeq and is a predicted model, not a curated record.